This is a messenger RNA of Dictyostelium discoideum AX4, 129 nucleotides long. RefSeq lists its product as hypothetical. The transcript has 2 exons. The record is from RefSeq and is a predicted model, not a curated record. NCBI's taxonomy places the organism in Eukaryota, Evosea, Eumycetozoa, Dictyosteliales, Dictyosteliaceae. The coding region runs from base 1 to 129 and encodes 42 amino acids.
AUGGGUUUUUUAUUUACAACUUUUAGUCCUCGUUCACCUUCUUCAAAUACUAAUAAAUUAUGUAGUGGUGGAAAUAGAAAUAAUUCAGGAUCUUGCAUUUCCUCAAAAGUAUCAGCAUUUAGAUUAUAA